Molecule: messenger RNA, 1754 nt
Organism: Pomacea canaliculata
Lineage: Eukaryota; Metazoa; Mollusca; Gastropoda; Architaenioglossa; Ampullariidae
Exons: 8
Coding region: 600-1754 (384 amino acids)
Source: RefSeq, a predicted model, not a curated record
AUUGCCGACGUGUCAUGAUUCCGUCAUCUUGACAUCCUCUUUAUGAUCAAGUUGAUGAGGGGUAAGUCACAUACUCUCAAAAAUAUAUGCUUUUACCUUCUACUUGUUUGACUUAAAAGAAAGAUAAGUCAUUGUUAUUUCGUGUAGUCACACCAAUGUCAGUGGAAUGCAGUGAACACAUGAACUACUUGAAUACAGCGACACCACAGACUAGCGGACCUCAAGUGACGACAGACUAAGAAAGCUGUGUUUAUCCAAGGACAAUUUCCGGCACCCAUCAACAUCGUUAAGACUGUACGGCAGCUCAACAUUUCAGCAGAUUUGCCUAUUUACCCAACCACCACAGAUAUUUAUAGUUUUGUUGUAUGAUGUGGGAAAACCCGAUACGGUAGACUUCGUUGACACCCGCAAGAAACAUCGAGUAGAAAUGACUUGAUCCGCCAUCUUUCCAUUUUCUUUUAUGACCAGAGUAACAGAGCUGUCUGCCAUCAUCAAGCACAGAGAGGACAUGACAGUCUGUAUCCUGUCCUGACAGACCGCAGACGACAGUCGCUGCCUCUUAUAGACUUGGUCCUGCUGAGGGGAGACCACUGCCAGCCAUGUCUGGUCCCCCGCCGUCUGCUUCACAACAGGGAGAAUGCUGGAAAGGAGGCCCUGGAGGAGAAAGUUCUAGAGGCGGCGCAGGAGUCGAAGUUUACCUACACGCUGUGACCGACGAACAGGCUGCACUACUUCAGAAUACAGAAAGCAUAUGUCUACUUGACGAGGUGAGAACAAAGUCAGGCGCUGACGUAAACUUUGACCUCAACUCGUCACCUGUACUCGGUAGGAAGUUUGUCACCAUACGUGGUGUUCAAUCUCAGAUCGACGAAGCAGUCAAGCUCAUCAAUCAAAAGUUAACAUUAUCAGAACAAGCACAGACAUUCUGGUUACAAUGGGUUGAGGCCGCGUUCCCUGAUCUCGACUCUGACGCCUACUUCCUGCCUCCUGUCUACUUCAACCGCGUGCCGAUGACCAGCGAGUCCAUUGCUGAUGAGAGUAUUGUGGUCCUUCAGCCAGCACCUGGAAAGGCCGGUCAUUGCAACAAACAAGCGAUGACUCCACCUGCUGCUGGUCAGGCUCCCAGACCUCAAGCUACUGGAGUUCAGGACAGUGAUACCAGAGACGAUGCCACCAUGAAUCGGGUUCUGAUGUGUCUGCAGACAAUGUCUAAACAGAACAAAGAAGUUUUGGUAGGACUUAGUCAGCUGAAGUUCGGACAGUACUUGAGUGAACCUUGUUACUCAGCCGCAGUUGCCCAGUUACCUGUCGCCCUCAGUCUUCCGUCAUGUCUGCCCCGAAACUGGAAACAAGGAGACUUUGAUGUACUUCUUCUUCACCGACAUUUUGGUUUGGUCGUACUUGAGUUGAAAGCAUUUGGUGACAACCUACAGAAGCUGAAAAUGUCACAGCAGGAAAUAGAUAAUCAAAUCAAAAAGAAGCUUAAAGAGGCCGUGUCACAGCUGGACAAGGCGGAGGCCAUGUUGUCUCACCUGGUGUCCGACAUCACUCCCGGUCUGCGCAUCACUAAGACCAUCGCUUUCCCCAACCUCACGGCUCGUCAACUUCAACAGGCCAUCUCCGGCGACACCCACAUAGCUCAAGUGAAAGCUUAUGCUGGUCACCGCUACACGUCGUUGGGAGUAGCUACUGGACAGACACAGCGGCACGUGACUGAGGUCUGUCUUGAGCAGCGGUUAGCAGGUCCUCAUUAA